Molecule: messenger RNA, 1341 nt
Organism: Didymosphaeria variabile
Lineage: Eukaryota; Fungi; Ascomycota; Dothideomycetes; Pleosporales; Didymosphaeriaceae
Exons: 5
Coding region: 1-1341 (446 amino acids)
Molecular function (GO): oxidoreductase activity, acting on paired donors, with incorporation or reduction of molecular oxygen; heme binding; monooxygenase activity
Source: RefSeq, a predicted model, not a curated record
AUGGCCUCCAGGCCCAACAGGCCUCCCUCUACGUGGUCAGACAAACACGGUCCUAUCUACAGCAUCAACAUCUUCGGCGUCAACCACAUCUGGCUUUCUUCCGACAGAAUCGCCAACGAUCUGCUUUCCAAACGGGCUGCAAAGCACUCAGACAGACCAAGUAUCAACCAACUAAUCAACAGCAAGACGGAUCCAGAGUACCUGCCCUUGCUUGGAUACAAUGCCCACCACCAUCGCCAACGCAAAAUUGUAACCCAAUUCCUCUCCGCCUCAGCGCGAACAAACCACCAAGACAUCCCCUACUCAUACUGCACCCAGUUCCUAGACGAACUCCGCGCCAACCCAGACGACUACGAAAACAUAAUGGAGAACUACACCGGGCGCGUGAUAUCGCGGCUGGCCUUCGGCGUGCCGGACCAUUACCUAGAAAUCAGACAGCACAGUCAUGGUCUGCUGCAAGCGAUUUCGCCAGCGGCGUACAUCACGAAUAUCAUUCCGCAGCUGAAACUGCUACCGAGUUGGGUGAGUCCCUGGAAGUGGAUCGAGAAAGCUCGCCAUGCGCGAGAGAGAGUCUGGUUUCUGCAAAGGCACGAAGAAGUUAAGAGGAAGGUUGCGAAGGGCACGGCGGAAGACUCGUUCAUGAGGUACGUGCUUGACAGGCAGGGAAAGACGGAUGUGAGCGAUCUAGAAGCCGCGUACAUGGUGGGUAUGAUCGGGUUAGCUGGUGUGUUGACGACGUCGUCUUGCCUGAUGACGUACCUCCUCGCCAUGACGCUGUAUCCAGAGUGGCAGACGCGGGUGCAAGUUGAGAUUGACGAGGUGUGUGGGGAGAGGAGGCCUGAGAUGCGGGACGCGCCGAGGAUGCCGGUGCUGAGGGCUGUGAUUAUGGAAUUACUAAGGUGGAGACCGAUUACACCUAGUAGUAUCCCACACGAGACGACAGAGGACGAUGUCUACGACGGUUACUUCAUCCCCAAAGGGACUUACAUCCAUCCAAAUCAAUGGGCUAUUACUAGGGACGCCGAGGUCUAUCCCGAUCCUGAAGUGUUCGAGCCAGCGCGGUGGUUGGACCCAGCGUACCCUUCGUACCGCGAGCCUCUGACCGAAUAUCCUUGCAUUCGCAAUUUCACCACAUUUGGGUAUGGGCGCCGUUUAUGCAUGGGCAUGGAUCUCGUCGAGAACGAGUUCUUUGUUUCGAUUGGCGCGAUGGCUUGGGCCUUUGAUGUGGCAAGGAAGGUCGGAGAUGAUGGACGCGAGGUUGAGAUUCCACGACAUGAUUAUACGACGUAUUUGAUCAGUAGGCCGAGAAAGUUUGCCUUCGAUCUGAAAGCGAGGCAGUAG